This is a messenger RNA of Lasiosphaeria miniovina, 1468 nucleotides long. Its product is annotated as histone acetyltransferase GCN5. Bases 214 to 1428 code for a protein of 404 amino acids. Gene Ontology annotation, biological process: chromatin remodeling; positive regulation of transcription by RNA polymerase II. Gene Ontology annotation, cellular component: histone acetyltransferase complex. The transcript is spliced from 2 exons. Lineage: Eukaryota; Fungi; Ascomycota; Sordariomycetes; Sordariales; Lasiosphaeriaceae. Gene Ontology annotation, molecular function: protein binding; histone H3 acetyltransferase activity. The record is from RefSeq and is a predicted model, not a curated record.
ACCUGACCAGCAAAUUCAAGUGCUCGGCCAAGUUGGAGCCAGCCAUCUUCUCCACAUGACAACAACGCUUCAGCCUUAUCAGCCAGUCGGCCAGGGGGACACGUGAAUUACCUCGGUCUAGUCAGCCAGACACCCAACAACCAAAUUCAGCAUAUAACACUCCCUCAAGGCGCUAGCGCAACCGAGAUCUGGCCUCGCCGGCAUUUAACCAGGAUGGACAAUCUGAAAACAGACUCACAGCUAAGGACGCUCGUCACAAAACGCACAGCUUCGGAAGACCAGAAUGCCGCCUCUAAUGCCAAAAGAAUCAAACUCCUUCACGACGGGCUGACAGAACUGGAUGCUCAGCCCCCACUGACGACCGUCAGGGUUCCUUUCCCAGAGAAGCCUGCAGUAAUAGAAGAACGAAACGGCGAGAUCCAAUUCCGCGUUGUCAACAAUGACGGCGCCAGAGAGAGUAUGAUUAUUCUGACAGGUCUCAAAUGCCUCUUUCAAAAACAACUGCCAAAAAUGCCCAAGGAUUACAUUGCACGCCUCGUCUACGACCGUACUCACACAUCUAUCGCCAUUGUCAAAAUGCCCCUCGAGGUCAUUGGGGGAAUAUCAUUCAGGGAGUUCCGCCCUGGCAAGUUUGCCGAAAUCGUUUUCUGCGCCGUCUCGUCCGACCAGCAGGUGAAGGGAUACGGCGCGCAUCUCAUGGCCCAUUUGAAGGACUACGUAAAAGCCACGUCCCCAGUUAUGCAUUUUCUGACUUAUGCCGAUAACUAUGCUACUGGAUAUUUCCAAAAACAAGGCUUCACGAAGGAAAUUACGCUUGAGAAGUCGGCCUGGAUGGGGUACAUCAAGGACUACGAAGGCGGGACGCUCAUGCAAUGCUCGAUGCUGCCGCGAAUACGCUAUCUCGAAUCCGGGCGUAUGCUCCUCAAGCAGAAGGAAACCGUGCAAGCCAAAAUCCGCGCCCUAAGCAAAAGCCACAUCAUUCAUCAGCCGCUUGGUGUCGUCGCCACUCCUAUCGACCCGCUCUCCAUCCCUGCCAUCCGGGCGACUGGCUGGUCUCCAGAUAUGGACGAACUGGCCCGCGAGCCGCGGCACGGGCCGCACUUUAAUGAACUCCGGCGGUUCCUGUAUCAGAUGCAGAACCACAAGCAAGCGUGGCCCUUCCUUAACCCCGUAAACAGAGAUGAAGUACCAGACUACUACAACACGAUUAAGUCGCCGAUGGACCUGUCGACGGUCGAAGAGAGGCUGGAGCGCGAUUUCUACACAGCCCCGAAAGACCUCGUCGCCGAUCUCAAGCUAAUCUAUGCCAACUGUCGCCAGUACAACGAUUCGACGACGGUAUAUUCAAAGUGCGCUGCAGGGCUCGAGAAGUACAUGUGGACUCUGAUUAAGGAGAUCCCCGAGUGGUAUGAGCUGCUUGACGACUGAUGCGGCUGACUGUUUUUUUUUUUUUUUUUUUUUUUUUUUU